AUGCUUUUGAAGUUCAUCAUGCUUUUAGUUUCUUGGACUAAUUUAUUGUCAAUUGGGGGAGUCGACAGGAUCAGCAAUCUACCGGACCCUCUGAUCUGUCACAUCCUUUCAUUUAUCCCAACCAAACAGUCCGUCGCCACAUCAAUAUUGUCAACAAGGUGGAAGCCGCUCUGGACUAUGGUCCCAGCUCUUGAUUUCGAAGACACAGAAAAACGGGACCAGAGAUACCAUGACAAUAAUAACCGCAUGACUUUUAUCCAUUUUGUAUGCGGAGUUUUGGCUGUCCGCAAACCAGUCCCUUUGAAGAAAUUCAAACUCCAACUCAUUUCUCCAAAUCAAUCAAUCCAUUUCCAUGUCCGUGCAUGGAUUUAUUAUGCAAUUAGGCACGGUGUUGAAGAAAUCGAUGUCAGGCUCUUUCUUAGGCGACCAUUUGAGUUGCCUCAGUGUGUUUUCAGUUGCAAAUCACUGGAGAUUAUGACAUUAUAUGGAAUGGUUGUUCUGAAUUGUCAUUCAGAAUCUGUUUAUCUUCCGAAGGUCAAGCAUCUUCGUCUUCUCAAAGUUAAGUACGCUAAUGAGGACUCUUUUCAUAGCCUCUUAACUGGUUCCCCACACCUCCAAAAAUUAUCAGUUUGGACCGAUCAACAAGACGAUACAAUGGCUCUUAAUAUCUGUCAUCCUACAGUUGAGUGGCUCAGCGCCAUUAUUGAAGCACAAGAUCAUAGAUUUAAACUUGAGAUAAAUGUGCCCAAUCUUAAGUUUCUUAAUCUAGUCGAUUCAAUUUUCCAAUAUGAUUUGAUGAACAAAGUUGUUAAAGCGACCUUUGAUUUAUUUGAAGAUGAGCAACAAGCUAGUGACCUUGAAAAAUACAGUCACCUUCUUGGACCACUCGCUGACGCUCAUACUUUGACAUUGCAGUAUGCUAAGUCUCCCUGUUUUGAUUUCUCUCUUCCCAUGCUUAACAAUUUGAGAUCGCUGCAACUUCAAGUAAGAUGCUGCCAAUGGCAUCUACUACCAAAUUUGCUUGAAAGUGCUCCUAAUCUUGUGAACCUUAUAAUUAAUAAGGAGGAUACCGAAGGACCACAUGAGUUGAGCUGGACAGAGCCACUCCAUGUUCCCAAAUGUCUAGAAUUACGCAUUCGGAGAAUUUCUAUAUUACAAUUUAGAAGCUUGGAACAUGAAGUGAAACUCAUAAAAUAUAUUCUGAAGAAUGCAAAAGUCUUGGAAAUAAUGGACAUUCUUACUGGCUUGUCGGAUUUGGAGGAAAGUCAUCAUAUUUUCAAGAUAAUAUCAGAGUUACCAAAGGGUUCUUCUGCGUGUAAACUUUUUCUUCUCAACAAUUGAAGAUGGAACAAAUGAACCUUCCGUGCUUGCAGCACCAGAUGCCAUUUUCUUCACUCUAUUUGAAACUUCAGUGCUUGCAGCACCUGAUGCCAUUUUCUUUACUCUAUUUGAACCUUCGGUGCUUGCAGCACCUGAAAGCAUUUUCUUCACUCUAUUUUUCCUUUCCUUAAAAAGUAUAAACUAUGAAGAACUUCAACAUGGUAUGGUACUAUGGUGAUUUCAUGCUUGUCGUGAUUUAGUGUGUGGUUUAAUAAAGUUAUAGGUGGACUUCUGAAAUGAAAAGU
This is a messenger RNA of Quercus robur (English oak), 1625 nucleotides long. RefSeq names its product F-box/FBD/LRR-repeat protein At4g26340-like. The transcript is spliced from 6 exons. The record is from RefSeq and is a predicted model, not a curated record. Bases 1 to 1341 code for a protein of 446 amino acids. Lineage: Eukaryota; Viridiplantae; Streptophyta; Magnoliopsida; Fagales; Fagaceae. Gene Ontology annotation, molecular function: protein binding.